AAAAUAGCAACAAAAUGUCGAAAAACUGUUGAGCUGGCAAAAUGGACACGGCCGCCAUGGCCAUUGCUGUCGGCAGCAAUUCCGGGCCCGGGAGCAGCAGCAGCACGAGCAGCGGCUACGGCAGUGCCACAACGACACCGACAACGCCGCUCGGCUCCGGCGGCCACUAUGAAGCGACGUCAACGCCAAUGGCAACCAUAGCGACAGUGGCGCCCUUCUACAGUGAAGCCUUGACCAGUUUGGAUGCACAGCACCGACAUCAGCAGCAACAGCAACAUCAACAACAACAGCAGCAGCAGCAACAAGCGCAUUUUUAUCAUCAGAAUUAUGGUUAUGGGGGAGGUAUGGGGAGUGGCAUGUCCUUGGAUGCUUACAAUUACAGUGCCUAUAAUUAUAAUGCGCCAGCUGCUGCUGCACGAUACGAGAAGUUAACGCCCAAAUAUAACAGCAGCAACAGCAGCAACAAUAUGAUAUCUGGCAGCAAGCCACAAGCGGCAGCAACACCAUUUUAUGCACAGCCUCAGAGCAUGUCCAUGUCAAUGUCCAUGCCAAUGUCCAUGAGCCAAACAAAUCCCUAUGAGGCAUACAAGUACAAAAUGCCAAUGCAACAGCAGCAGCAGCAACAAACACAACAGCAACAGCAACAACAGCAACAGCAAUAUAUUGGCAUGAGUUUGGGCAUGACACAAAAGUCAACGCAAGCGUUGCAACAAUUGCAACCAUUGCAGCAGCAGCAACAACAGCAGCAGCAGUUGUCGCCACUGGAGCCCAACUAUGCAGCCAUCAAGCCAAGCAGCCGCUAUCCAAAUAUGCCACCAGCUGCAUACAACACUCAAUCAGCAGCGGGUAAUUCACCGGGGCAGGUGUCAGGUGCCUACUAUGACAAGUACGGCAUGUCGCUCUACCCACCCAAUGGUGGUCUGAGUUUUGGGGCACCUGCUCCGCUUUAUAGUCCGCCGGAACUAAAUGCGGAGACGGCGUAUCGCAAAUCGAGCAGUAGCAGUUGUCACUGGAGCGUUGACUACAAUGCCGCCAACUGUCGUGUCACCCCAUCAGCAAUGGGUGUCAGCAAUACCGUCGCCUCCACCAGUGCCUAUCAUCAGACGUCUGGAGCAUCGCCCAGCAGCGAUUUGUACUACAAGUAUGACAAGUAUGCAACGCCAACGGCGCCAGUUAAUUAUCCAAGCAAUCCGUAUCAGACCAAUAUGUCGCAACCGUAUGGCGGUAGGGCCAUGUGGCCCAUACCCAAUCCCGUUGAGAAUGUGCCACAAAAUGCGCGCCAGAGCUGCUGUACGCAGGCCUAUCCGCAGCAGAGUUGCUACUAUCCGCGCAGUAAUGGUUACGCCGUACAGCAAGCAGCAGCAGUGGCAGCAGCAGCAGCACCUCCACCACAAUAUUCCGGCGUUAAUCCCAGCAGUGCCUUGGUCACCCACAAGCUCAAGCAUCCGACUGAUCUCUACAGCGCCUACGACUCGCCUGCCCAGCUGAGCUACGGCUAUGGUCAGCCACCGGCUGGUGUUGCUGCAGCCAACGCUACCCCCGCCACCGUCACACCCGUCACCAACAAUAGUCAGCGCUUUGUGCCGCAGCUGGGCCUCAACAUGAGUCUGAAUAUGGGCCUGGAGGCGAAUGUGAGCACCGCCUACUACAAUGAUCUCAGCAGCCUGGACACCUAUGGACAGCAGUCGCAUCGAUCGCAGCCCUACCAGACCGGCAAUCCACUAGACCCUCCGUACGCCUAUCGCAAGCGUCCGUUGCCAGCGGUGCCGGCCAACAGCAAUUGCUAUUUGACGCAAUCGGUUGCAGCGCCACUCAGCAAUCUCGAGGCACAUGUGGACAACUAUGUCGGCUACGAUCUGCACGCAAGCGCCGGACCGCAUUAUGCGACGCAGCCACACAAGCAGCAACAGGCGCAGCAGGUGCAGCAGGUGCCCAGCUCGAAUAGCUCGAAUAUCCGUGACUUUUUGGCCAGCUGGAAUGAUGACGAGGAGGAGCUGCCAGCACAACAGCAGCAGCAGCUACAAAACAGACUCGAGCUGGAGCAAUCACAGCAAACAUCGGCAGUAGCUGUGGUGGCACCGGUGGUAGCACCACAGCAUGUGGUAACUGCCCCACCCAGUUUCAUGUAUGAGACACUAGCACCCACAGGUCCUGUGGCCACUGCCGUUGUCGAUCAUCAGUUGAGCGAGCUACAGUCAAUGAAUCUGCCCGACAUUAUCAUCGAUCAUCAUCACGAUAAAUCGAAUCUAGCAGGCAAUGUGACGCAUGUCGAGGAUACCUUUGCCAGCUUCGAUGUCGAAAAGGAACUGGAUGAGCUGCGUCUAAAGAAAUCGGGCGUUGAGCCUUGCGAUGAAACGCCACCAGUUGAGAGUAUAGCCUUGGCUGAGAUACUACGAGAACCGGCCUCGGAGGUGCUGCCAGUCGAACCGUUGCCUCUACCCGUGGAACUGACCAGUCCACAGUUGCCGAUCACUAGCAGUAUUAGCUGCUUGCCAGGACCGCCCAGCAUUGAGCUUGAUCAUAGCAAUAGCAAUUCGGACGAAUCGACUUUCGAGAAGGAAUACGAGACUUUCAUACACAAGAUCGAUGGCAGCGAAAGCGAAACGGAAAUGACGGCCACGGGCGACGAUGAGUAUCGGGAGCAGGCGAAACGCUUCAAGUUCUAUAAACGCAAGCGAAAGACAACGGAGCCAACGUCGACUAAGGAAAUAGAAAAAACAGACGAAGCUAACCCGGUAGAGAAGGUCCCUAAACCUCUGUCGCCCGCGGCCGGGCCAACUCUAGACGAAGCUUCAGUUCAAGUUAACAUUCCUGUGCCGCUCUUAGCCAAAGCCUCUGCGAGAGCUAGUCGCAAGCUUUCGGCGCGCAAUCGCAUUAAAAUGUUAAAGAUACUCGAGUUUGAGAGUCCCAAGACCAAGCAUCGAUUCUACUUUCGUGCGCUGAAGCUGCUACGCAGGAGAUACGCCUUGGUCAAGUUGCGGGAGAAGCGUUCGCAACGCAUGCGACGUCAGCUCUCGUUGAGGAGGGAGCGUUGCCUGCCGCUGAUCAAGCGUCAAUCUGCCAAACAAAUUGCCACACAAAAUCCACUCAGUCUGAAGGGUUUGAGCUUUUGCGCCCUGAACUCCAGUCGGAGUUCGGCGACAACCUCGGGCCGUGAGACGGUCAUCAAAAGUGGUUAUGCCAUGAGAGAAAGCGUCGACUGUGUGACUAGCAAGGAGCUGCAGCUGCAGCUGGAGCAGGUGCCAAGUGCAGAGUGUCGGGAGGAGCAGCAUAAUGGUGACUCCAAUCACACGGUGCAAUCCGUGGAGCUGCUGGGCAGCUUCAAGGGAUUCGAUGAUGUGGAGAACAUCAAUUUAUCGCCCAAAGCAAAGCUGCAUUCCGAAAGCGAAGAGAAAGUGAAGCGUGAACAGCAACGGCAAGUGAACUCCUUAAAGCAACAGGAAUCCACAAACAAAGGGAGUUAUUUAGUAGAGCAGGACCAAAAUUCAUUGGAGCAAGGAGAAAUUAAAUCCGCCAAAGAGACGAAAAGCCAACUGGAAGUGGACAAGGAACCUCCGCAGGAAGUUAAAUCCUUGCAGCAAACAGAAACUGUGGAGAAUGUAAAUGCCCUAAAGCAGGAGGAAACCCAAGACGAAGUGCAUCUCUCAGUGCAGGAGUCAAAGCAACUAGAAAUUCAGCGCUGGUUGGAUCACAGCAUGGAGGAUCAGUCGACGGCUCUGCUGUUACAACCCAAACCAAACACAGUCAUCUGCUUAGGCUCCUCAUCAUCGUCAUCCUCUAGCUCCUCCUCCAGCUCAACAACAUCCUCCUCAAGCACCAGCUCGAGCAGCAGCUCAAGUUCCGAUCGCGAUGCCAAUAUGCCUAAGCAGAAUGCCAGCAGUACGAGCAGCAGCUGCUCCGGCGAGGAGAGCGACUUCAAUGAGAUGGCUGCACUGGAAAAGGAGCUAUCCCAGCAGCUGCCAGCGCUGCCAAUGCAGGAGACUACGCAGGCGUUGACCGCUGAUCCAACCAGCGACGAAAUUUCCAACAAUGACAUUGCCAAGCUCAAGCAAAUUCUCGAAAGCGAUGGUGAACAGGAGGAGGAGAAGGAGCGGGAGCAGGAGCAGGAGCAGCUGGUGGCCACCAGCAACAUACCAAAGCUAAGUGACCUUAGUAAAAUUGCCUUAAAUAGUUCCUUAAAAGUUAGCGACUUAGUCAUAAGUGCCCCAGGGGCUCAACAGAUCCUGCAGGAUAACCACAAACAGAAGCCGGCGACGACGCCAACGACGACGCGGGAGCUAAGCGUCGAGGAGGCGCUGGCGGAGAUGUAUCAGCAAAUCGGUGUCGCCUCCGAUGCGGAGGAUAAUGAAGCCGAAUCGGAAGUCAGCAAGCAGCUGAUUGAAGGUGCUGCAGCCGCCGCUGCUGGACAGGAUGUGCUGCUCAUCAAUCUUGCCGAGAUCUUUGACAACAACAGCAGUGAUCUGUAUGUAGUACAGUGCGACAUGAAUGAGAACAUACUGGGCGUGGUAGCGGAUCAAAAUCAGGACGAGGCUCAGCAGGGCGAGCAGGAGGAUGAGGAGGAGGACGAGGAGGCUGGGCAACUGCAGCAAGCGCAGGAAGCAACUGCAGAGCAAACGAAUACACUGCAGCUAAUCGAGCUGCUGACUGAUGCGGGGCCACAGGAGUCACAAUUCGAUGCCACGCCGCUCAUCCAUCACGAGGAGGUGGUGCCCGAUGAUUACAGGAUCUUUGAGCGCAAGGAGUUUCUCAAGUAUCUGCAUAGAAAGCAUGUGCAAAAUAACAUUAGUCGAUUCUACCAUGCCCAGCGUGUGCUCAAGAAGUACAAGCGCCGUCGGCUGCCCCAAUCCGCGAAAGCUCAGACCUUGACCAAACGGCGUUAACCAAAGAUUAGAUAUCACCACAACCAUACAUAUACAAAUGGGAAGUGCUGAAGGGGGUGGGAUUUGGGGCCUGGAGCAUUUGUCGCUCUAGCAUGAAGCAUUAACUUGGCGUGCCUAAUGGAUUAUAAAUUUGAAUUCAAAUUAUCCACACACACAUUAACAUCCACACA
Drosophila grimshawi is the source of this 5050-nucleotide messenger RNA. RefSeq lists its product as uncharacterized. NCBI's taxonomy places the organism in Eukaryota, Metazoa, Arthropoda, Insecta, Diptera, Drosophilidae. The transcript is spliced from 2 exons. The coding region runs from base 42 to 4880 and encodes 1612 amino acids. The record is from RefSeq and is a predicted model, not a curated record.